AUGCCUCAUCCCAUCAACAAUACAAUCCUUUUAGUAGUUUUGGCUUCGGCUCUUCUAGUUUACUUCCGUCCUGCAAGGGCCGCCGGUGUACUCUACCCACAAUUCUACGACUUCUCAUGCCCACAAGCAAGUGAUAUUGUUAAAUCCGUUGUGUCAAAGGCAGUUGCAAAAGAUGCCCGCAUGGCAGCUUCUUUGCUCCGCCUUCAUUUCCAUGAUUGUUUUGUCAAGGGAUGUGAUGGAUCAAUACUUCUAGAUAGCAGUGGCAACAUAGCUAGUGAAAAGAGAUCGGUCCCCAACCGAGAUUCUGCUCGUGGAUUCGAAGUCAUAGAUGAGAUUAAAUCAGCAAUUGAGAAAGCAUGCCCACAAACAGUCUCUUGUGCUGAUAUCUUGGCUUUGGCAGCUAGGGACUCAACUGUCUUGACUGGUGGACCGAGUUGGGAUGUCCCUUUGGGAAGAAGGGACUCAUUUGGUGCUAGCCUGAGUGGCUCAAACCAAAAUAUACCAGCCCCAAACAACACCUUCCAAACCAUCCUCACCAAAUUCAAACUCAAGGGUCUUGACAUUAUCGAUUUUGUAGCGCUCUCAGGAAGCCACACAAUUGGAAAUGCUAGGUGCACCAGCUUCAGGCAAAGGUUAUACAACAAUACAGGCAACGGGCAACCUGACUUUGCAUUAGAACAAUCAUAUGCAGCGAAACUGCGUGCCAACUGCCCAAGAUCAGGUGGCGAUCAAAACUUGUUUUUCUUGGACCCUGGAUCACCAACCAAGUUCGAUAACGGGUACUACAAGAACUUGAUAGCUUUAAAAGGCCUGUUAAGCUCUGAUGAGAUCCUCUAUACACAAAACCAACAGACUAUGGAUCUGGUGAAGCAUUAUGCCGAGAAUCAAGAAGAUUUUUUUGAGCAGUUUGCGAAGUCUAUGAUCAAGAUGGGAAAUGUAACUCCAUUGACUGGCAACCUUGGAGAAAUUAGAAGAAUUUGCAGGAGGGUCAACAAUUGAAAAACUGAAUCUUUAUUUGUGCGCAUGUAAAUUUCUUUUCUUUUUCAUGGUUUACAUACUGGGUGGUGUAUUAUGUGCAUUACUAGCAAGAGUUAUCUUGUAUAUUCA
Molecule: messenger RNA, 1107 nt
Organism: Erigeron canadensis
Lineage: Eukaryota; Viridiplantae; Streptophyta; Magnoliopsida; Asterales; Asteraceae
Product: peroxidase 72-like
Exons: 4
Coding region: 1-999 (332 amino acids)
Biological process (GO): response to oxidative stress; hydrogen peroxide catabolic process
Molecular function (GO): peroxidase activity; heme binding
Source: RefSeq, a predicted model, not a curated record